CUUCGAGUCAGCAGUAGGCGUCACUGAGAGUCCACUGGAAUCCUGAGGGUUCUCGGUCAGCCUUCGCAAGUCUCACUUUCGGCAGUCUAAAGUGUCACCACGUGAAGGUUUACGUGUGAAGAAGUGGCAAUGUCAACCACCGGGAAGGUUAUUAAAUGUAAGGCUGCUGUUGCUUGGGAGGACGGGAAGCCUCUCACCAUUGAAGAAGUUGAAGUAGCACCACCUCAGGAACAUGAAGUCCGCAUUAAGAUUGUUGCUACUGGAGUUUGCCACACAGAUCUCCACUUUCUGUACACGUCUCAUAGGAAGGGUGGAUUCCCGUGUAUUUUGGGCCACGAAGGAGCUGGUAUUGUGGAGAGCGUUGGACCAGGAGUGACCAAAUUCAAACCAGGUGACAAAGUGAUUCCUGUGUUUGUAUCGCAGUGCGGAGAAUGCAAGAACUGCCGGAGUCCGAGGUCCAAUCUGUGUGAUAACAGCUGGUGGUCAAAGCAGCAGUACGAUGGAAAAACGGAACCCCUGGGUAGAAUCACCUGUAAAGGAAGGCGAAUCAUCCAGUUUGAGGGGCUUGGAACCUUUGCAGAGUACUCUAUAGUUUAUGAAAUCGCAGUUGCCAAGAUUGAUGAUGAUGCACCGCUGGAUAAAGUGUGCCUGCUUGGUUGUGGGGUUUCUACUGGAUAUGGAGCGGCGCUUAACAGUGCUAAGGUCCAGCCGGGCUCCACCUGUGCGGUGUUUGGACUCGGGGCUGUCGGCCUAGCGGCUGUCAUGGGCUGCCAAGCAGCGGGAGCAUCUCGGAUCAUCGCAGUGGACAUCAACAAGGACAAGUCCAGUAAGGCUAAGGAGUUCGGAGCCACCGACUUCGUCAACCCUAACGAUCACGACAAGCCCAUCCAGGAAGUGCUGAGUAGUUUGACCGAUGGAGGUGUUGACUACUCCUUUGAAUGCGUGGGCAAUGUUGAACUUAUGGUCAGUGCUCUGGAGGCCUGUAAUAAAAGCUGGGGUGUCAGCGUGAUUGUAGGAUGGAAUAACACUGAAAUGUUGUCAGUAAGCCCUGUCCAGAUGAUCGGUGGACGCAGAUGGACGGGAACUGUCUUUGGAGGGUGGAAGAGCGUGGAAAGCGUUCCCAAGCUUGUGGCUGAUUACAUGGCAAAGAGGAUCAAACUGGAUGAGUUCAUCACUCACACGCUGCCUUUGGAGGGAGUCAACGACGCCUUUGAUUUGAUGACCGCUGGGAAAAGCAUUCGCACAAUCCUGAAGAUGUGAAAUGAAGAGACAGCGCGGCAUCCCAGUGGCCUCGUCUUCCUGCUGUUAGCGUGUUGGUGUGCCAUGAGGGCACAAAGGAAAUAAACCCCCAGAGCUGA
Erpetoichthys calabaricus (reedfish) is the source of this 1358-nucleotide messenger RNA. RefSeq names its product alcohol dehydrogenase 1-like. Gene Ontology annotation, biological process: formaldehyde catabolic process. Gene Ontology annotation, molecular function: zinc ion binding; S-(hydroxymethyl)glutathione dehydrogenase [NAD(P)+] activity. Lineage: Eukaryota; Metazoa; Chordata; Cladistia; Polypteriformes; Polypteridae. Bases 130 to 1260 code for a protein of 376 amino acids. Gene Ontology annotation, cellular component: cytosol. The record is from RefSeq and is a predicted model, not a curated record. The transcript has 10 exons.